CAGCCGGGGCCGGAGGGGGGGGGGGGAAAAGGAGGGGUUCAUUAAUUAAUUAGCGAGGGAGACUAAUGAGGAGGGCUCCCCCCAAGCCCCAGCAUGCGGGUGACGCCGUGCCAGGCUGCCUUGGCAGGGGCCAUCAGCCUCAACCUCCUCCUCCUCUUCUGCGCCUGGCGGGGGCCAGGGAGGUCACCUGCCUCCUGCCGCCCCCCCCGCGGCGUCCCUGGUGUCACCGUCCUCCUCCGGGACUUCGAGGACUUUGACAACGACCUGGCGGGGACGGCACGGUCCUUCGCCUCCUUGCCCGUCCCAGUGCUGGUGGCUGCCGAAGCGGCACCGUACCCACCGGUGCCAUUACCGGCGGGGGUCCGGCUGCUGCCGCUGCACCCCGUGGCUGACCAGCCCCCACCGCUGGCACACCCCGAGCUCCACGUCCGCACCCGCCACGUGGCCCUGGUCCCCGACGGCACCCGUGCGGUCCCUGGGCUGCUGGAGCGCAUGCGGGACACGCUGGAGCGAGGGCCCGGUGACACCCGGUUGGUGGCAGCGCCGGUGGGGUCGGUGCCGCUGCGGUGCCUGGAGCUGCAGUUGGAGCCGCGGGUCUGGACGGCGCGAUACGGCACCGGCGCCCCGGGGGUCUGCCGAGCGGUGGAGGGCACGGCCGUGCUGCUGCUCCGCACCCGCGACCUCUUCACUCUCCCCUUCCCCCUAGCACGGCCGGUGCCCACCGCCAUCUUCGUCCAGGCGGUGUUGCGGGGCUGGGGGCUGCGGGUGGUGCCGGCAGCCUUCCCAGCGUCCCGCCGACCCCCCGUCUCCCCCCACAACCACUGGAAAGCCGAAAACCUGGCAGAAAGCCGGCGGCGCCGGUUGAUGCGGGAUCUGGGCAUCAAGCGGGAGGUGCUGGCAGACGGGCGGGAGCGCUGGUACGGCUGCGGCAAGGAGACGGCACGGUGUUUCGGCACUGUGCACGCCCGGACUCCCCAGUAUCUGCUGGCUGGGCGCUGGACCCCCCCAUGCUGCCUCCGGGCCCUACGGGAAACCGCCCGGCACGUGGUUGGGGCGCUGGAGGCCGCCGGGGUGCGGUACUGGUUAGAGGGGGGGUCGUUACUGGGAGCCGCCCGCCUUGGGGACAUCAUCCCCUGGGACUACGACGUGGAUUUGGGUAUCUACCAGGAGGACAUGGGGAAAUGCCGGUGGCUGGCGGCGGCGGCGGCAGGGGAGCCGGUGGAGGACGCUGAGGGUUUCCUGUGGGAGAAGGCGGCAGAGGGAGACUUUUACCGCGUCCACUACAGCCGGAGCAACCGGUUACAUGUGGACCUGUGGCCCUUCUACCCCCGCGGGGGGGUGAUGACCAAGGACACGUGGCUGGGGCACCCCCAGGACGUGGAGUUUCCCGAAAGCUUCCUCCAGCCCCGGGUGCCGAUGGCCUUCGCCGGCUUCACCGCCAUGGCGCCCAACAACGCCCGCGCCUUCCUCGAGCUGAAGUUCGGGCCAGGAGCCAUCGAGAACCCCGAGUACCCCAACCCUGACGUCAAGCGCUUGGGGCAGGACUGAGGGGGACACCCUGUAGGGUGUCCCCCCCCUUCCACCGUUGACAAUAAACCCUCCAGUGACGCC
This is a messenger RNA of Chroicocephalus ridibundus (black-headed gull), 1611 nucleotides long. It is a transcript of the gene FKRP, whose product is annotated as fukutin related protein. The transcript has a single exon. The record is from RefSeq and is a predicted model, not a curated record. Gene Ontology annotation, cellular component: Golgi apparatus. Lineage: Eukaryota; Metazoa; Chordata; Aves; Charadriiformes; Laridae. Gene Ontology annotation, biological process: protein O-linked glycosylation via mannose. The coding region runs from base 94 to 1548 and encodes 484 amino acids.